UUUGCACUCGCAAAUGGUUUUUCUUCGAGGGGAUUGAGGUCGGAGUUUGGGUCGGUGUGGGGCGCGCACUGGGGGAAGCAGCGGAAGUUAACGAUGGGGGUGCCUCUGGGUUCAGUUUCCAGAGCGGUUGUCUACGUUGUUCUUGUCGUGAUCUGCUCUGCGGUCUUCGAGUGUGAUGCUCAACUCUUGCCACAGGAUGAAGUUGAUACACUAAACACAAUCGCCACGAAAAUGCAAAACCGAUAUUGGAAUGCAACUGAAACGACAUGCAUUGAGGGUAGAGGUCUAUACGUGCCGACCUUACCUUCAGGAAUAAUAACCAGCGUGACUUGCAACUGUUCCUUCAUUAACGGCACAGUUUGCCAUGUCACGAGGAUCCAGCUGAGGGAACUUAAUUUGACAGGGAUUUUUCCUGAUGAAUUCGGCAACCUCAAGUAUCUAACAGAAAUAGACCUCUCUCGUAACUACAUCAACGGAACGAUCCCCACAACUCUUACUCAGAUACCACUUACCAUUCUGUCAGCACUUGGAAAUCGCAUAAGUGGUAUUCCCAAGGAAAUUGGCAACAUCAGCACACUGGAGGAGCUUGUAUUAGAGGACAAUCUGCUUGAAGGCGCUCUUGAGUCUAACAUUGGAAACUUGAGCCGCUUAACGAGACUCCUUCUAUCUGCUAACAAUUUCACGGGAACAAUACCUGAAUCCUUUGGCAAUCUGAAGAACUUAGAAGAUUUUCGUAUAGAUGGAAGCACAUUAUCAGAAAAGAUACCUGAUUUUAUCGGGAAUUGGACCAAAAUUAUGAGAUUGGACAUGCAAGGAACAUCUAUGGAGGGACCUAUUCCUUCUAGCAUUUCUUUGUUGAAAAACUUGACAGAGUUGAGAAUAUCUGAUUUGAAAGGUCCAAGCUCGAAUUUUCCUGAUUUGCAGGGCAUGAACAUGAUGACUACUUUGAUUCUGAGAAAUUGCUUGCUUACUGGCUCAAUUCCAGAUUACAUUGGGGAAUGGACAGGUUUGAAGACAUUAGACCUGAGUGUCAAUAGAUUGACCGGUCAAGUUCCUGACAAGAUGGGAGAUGCUCUGAAUUACAUGUUUCUGACAAACAACUCCCUUACUGGAGCAGUACCCACUUGGGUAACAAGCAGCAAGCAAUCUCUCGACUUAUCUUACAACAAUUUCUUCGGCUCUCCUCCAACCAGUUGUCAGCAAUCACAAGCUAAUUUGGUUUCCAGCUAUUCAUCCAACGGAAACAACUCGCUCUGGUGCUUGGAGAAGGAUCUACCCUGCAGCGGGAAAGCACAAUACGAUUCCUUGUUUAUCAAUUGUGGAGGAAUCGAAAUUACAGAUGACGGGAAUCAAUAUGAAGCGGACACCAGUCCAUACGGGCCAUCAUUUUUCUCUUCUUCUUCUUCAAAAAAGUGGGCUUACAGCACCACAGGGGUUUAUAUGGGAAAUGAUGCUGCUGAUUACACAGCGAAUUACCCAUAUAUUUUGAAUGUGAACGGCUCAGGAUUUUACCAAACGGCUCGCCUUUCUCCUUGGUCGAUCAGAUACUAUGGCCUUUGCUUGAUGAAGGGAAGUUACAAAGUGCGGCUCCAUUUUGCUGAAUUUCAAUAUUCCGACGACGAAACAUUUAGCAGCCUCGGGAGACGUAUAUUCGAUGUAUCGAUACAAGGCAAUCAAGUGUUGAAGGAUUUUAAUAUUGCAAAGGAAGCGGGAGGUGUUGGGAAGAACAUACUCAAGGUCUUCGAUAAUAUUUAUGUUAGUGGCAGUACUUUGGAGAUUCAUUUAUAUUGGUCAGGGAAGGGAACCACAGCCAUUCCUUAUAGAGGUACCUAUGGACCACUUAUUUCUGCUAUUGCAGUGACACGGAACGCUGAUGCUGGAAGCGCUGGACUAUCAGCUGGAGCAAUCACUGGAAUCGCGGUAGCUUCAGUGGUUCUCCUUGUAUUGAUAUUACUAGUCCUUUGGCUAACAGGAUUAUUAGGCGGCAGAGAAGUUGGAGAUCCAGAAUUACGUGGGCUAGAUCUCCAAACUAGCCAUUUCACUUUAAGGCAAAUCAAAGCUGCUACAGACAACUUUGACUCUGUGAAUAAGAUAGGUGAAGGAGGGUUUGGGCCAGUUUAUAAGGGAACACUGUCAGAUGGAAUUAUAAUUGCUGUGAAGCAGCUUUCUUCUAGAUCAAAGCAAGGCAAUCGUGAAUUUCUCAACGAGAUAGGCAUGAUAUCUGCUCUCCAGCACCCAAAUCUCGUAAAGCUUUACGGCUGCUGCAUUGAAGGAAAUCAGUUAUUGCUAGUUUACGAAUAUUUAGAGAACAAUAGUCUUGCCCGCGCACUUUUUGGACGAGAUGAGCAGCAGAUUGAGUUGGACUGGGCCGCGAGAAAGAAAAUAUGUUUUGGAAUAGCCAGGGGAUUGGCUUACCUUCACGAGGAAUCUAGGUUGAAAAUUGUUCAUAGGGACAUAAAAGCGGCAAAUGUGCUGCUCGAUAAGGAACUAAAUGCCAAGAUCUCAGAUUUUGGUUUGGCCAAACUCGAUGAAGAAGAGAAUACGCAUAUCAGCACGAGGAUAGCUGGAACAAUAGGUUAUAUGGCUCCUGAAUAUGCGAUGAGGGGCCACUUGACAGAUAAAGCCGAUGUCUACAGCUUUGGAGUCGUCGCUUUGGAAAUUGUCAGCGGAAAGAGCAACACAAAUUCCAGGUCGAAGGAAGAAUUUGUUUAUCUCCUUGACUGGGCCCAUGCGUUACAAGAGCAAGGGAACGUUCUUGAAUUCGUGGAUCCACGUCUCGGCUCAGAUUACUCCGAGGAAGAGGCAAUGAGAAUGCUAAACCUGGCACUACUAUGCACCAAUCCUUCACCAACUCUCAGGCCGCCAAUGUCAUCUGUGGUGAGCAUGCUCGAAGGAAAAAGCGCAAUUCAAGCACGGAUAGUCAAUCGCACCACAACAAAUCCAGAUCCUAGGUUCAGAGCCUUCGAGAGGCUAGCUAAUGACAGCCAAACAAAUGUCUCGACAUUCUCUCAGGACAGUGAGCAGGUGCUCGGAAGCAUGUCCAUACAAGGUCCGUGGAUUGAUUCUUCAGUUUAUUUCACGAGUAAGGAUGAGACCCGCAGCCAUUCUUCAGAGAGCGAGCUUCUCCCAGAUUUUUAGGACUCGGAUUCGUUCAGUAAUUAUUAUCCGUUGAUCAUUUUCUCUAUCCAAUAGAGUAAAGAAACUAGAUGGUGGAAAUAUAGGGAAUAACAAUAUUGCACGUCAUUGUCCGUCCAAGUUCUCACAUGAGAAUAGAGCAUGGGCUGGCCUUUAGGCACAAGGUCUGGCUUCAUCCGGAUGACUCUCAGUUGUAUG
Syzygium oleosum is the source of this 3333-nucleotide messenger RNA. RefSeq names its product probable LRR receptor-like serine/threonine-protein kinase At1g53440. The record is from RefSeq and is a predicted model, not a curated record. The transcript is spliced from 24 exons. Bases 94 to 3138 code for a protein of 1014 amino acids. Gene Ontology annotation, biological process: protein phosphorylation. Lineage: Eukaryota; Viridiplantae; Streptophyta; Magnoliopsida; Myrtales; Myrtaceae. Gene Ontology annotation, molecular function: ATP binding; protein kinase activity; protein binding.